UUAUUUUGUUCUUUUUCAAUAGAUAUGAAGACAUCCUUGCAGUGGAACUUCCUUCUCGAAAGCAUUUUUAAGCUUUGGAAGCUCCAACUCAACACAGGCAUAACAGUGUAGGAUGGCUCGCCUCUGAUGAGGAUCGGAAUGAGGAUCCACAACGUGGAACACAUCAAGUGACCGGCGAAGAUGUAACGCUGCGUUGAAACGAAACUCAACGACACCAAUAAAUCCCAACAUAAAUAGACGAUGUGUGAACGAUAAAUGGAGAUGGACCACACUAGCCGGACGAGCAUUCCAAUUAGAUUGUUUUGCAAAAAUAACCUAAAGCGGGCGCCAUGUGUGUUUCUCACAGUUGGCAUCGGCGCAGUCGGUGUGAAGGAGUCCUUGCUUUUGUGAUGUCUGUCUUAUCAAAAUGGCUCCGAAAUUUGACCCAGGAUCAUGUUCGAAACCUGAGCCAUCACCAGCACCAAGCUGUCUGGAUCUCCUGAGCGCCCACCUGUGUGUGUGCAAGACAUGCACAUGUGGAACACACAAGUGCGUACCUGCAUUGACCUCCAAGUUUCAGCCGCUUGACAUCAAACCCACGGAUAUUCGCAUGCAUGGUAUCACAGAGUACAUUGACAAAUACCAUGAAAUUAAAUCUGGCUCUGACCGGAAUGUCAAAGAUAAUGCUUCUCUUCUUGGGUGCUACCCUCUAGGUUUGGCGCACAGUGGACCUGUGAACACUGAGUUCGCCGAAAAGUUUGAGAAGAAGCCCAUAUUCCCCGCAAAGCUGUGGGUUCCCAAGACAUCACAGAAGGUGGGGCCAACGUUCUCCGGUCAGACAGUUUACGGUGCUUCCUACAAGAAAUGGGCAUCUGAACCUCGAUAUGCAUUCAAACCACCUGGGUUCAUUCCGAACACGGAACAAUUUGAUGACAGAACUACUUAUGGUACUCACUUCAAAGACCGGUCGAAGCCCGAGAAGCCACGACGGAAGUUAGAGCACUGGCCACACAACUACACUCCUUGUGAAGUUUGUCAUCCAAUAGUAUCUGGUGCCUUCAAGACGAAAGAGGAGGAUAUCAGAGUAGUGAACACAAAAGGAGCUCACCUUGAUGGUAGAACAACAUAUAAUCACUUCCACUACAAUCCAGGGAAGUCACAAGUCACCAGAAGUAUGAAGCUCACACGUUGGGGACCAAAAGUGGAGCCUUUAGACGGGAGCACAACUUACUCGGCAAUGUUUCGACGACCUCCAAACAAGGAUAAGAUCUUGUGCCCAGUCAUGAUGCGGCCCAUGCCAACAAACAGUCAAUAAUCACCAAUGCUAUCCGUAGCAACAAAAUUCUUCACAACCCUAAAGCUGAUACUGAGUAUAGGAAUUAGAAAAUAGGGGUGGGUUGCUACAUUAACUACAAAUUUGAGUGAGUUUGUAAGCAUUGACGAGAAUCAAGCUCCUGGCUGGAUUUCGAGACAUGAAAAUUCAAUUAUUCAAAGUAAUUUUAGUCAGUGCAUCUUCACAUGUCCACGCAACGACCCCAAAUGCCAAAUGUCGACGAGGAACCUAUCGUUGGCUUUGGGGACUUCUUGGUGAUGGAAGUUCACCGAGUAGGCAUAAUUGUAGAUGCGGCAGUCACAAACUCGGAUUAUGCAGACUUACAUUGAUAAGUUAAUUUUCCCCACAAAAACAAUGUCCAGGAGAGAAUCAGUACUAACAAAACAUUGGUUCGUUGCUACAGUUACACCUAGAACUAUGGACGCAUUCAGCAGCCAACAAAAAAAUUGCAAAUUUCAUGCACACGUUUGCGUGAUUUUGAAUCAGAGAAGAUCUUUAUUAA
This is a messenger RNA of Physcomitrium patens, 1814 nucleotides long. RefSeq lists its product as uncharacterized. Lineage: Eukaryota; Viridiplantae; Streptophyta; Bryopsida; Funariales; Funariaceae. The record is from RefSeq and is a predicted model, not a curated record.